AUUGAGCAGUUCAGUCCUGUCCAGUUUGUCCUGCGUGUGUGCGUGUCACUCCACAGUAUAUCCGUGCCCCUUUUUGCAUUGAUCUACCCCGACAUAAUUGGGUGGUCCUUUUGCCCUCGUACGUACGAAGUGGUUAAAGUGCGAAAUUAGCGCGCCCAGCAGAAACUAGCAGCAGCAGCAGCAGCAGCAGUGAGUGAUAUCUCCGUGACCGAUAAUUUGGUGUGCCGAGGAAAAGUGGUCUCCGCAGUGAAAAGUCGGAAAAUAUUGGUCGAUUUUUGCAUCGUUACUGGCGACGGAAGUCGAAUUUCGGCAAGAUUAAGCAGUGCGUGCACGAAUUUGGUGGAUUUUUUUUCCUAAAAGGGGUGUUGCUGCCCAAGGAAAAGUGUGACCCAGAAAGGACAGACAUUUUCCACCCGUGUGUGAGAAAAAGGUGAAGAAGGAAGAAAAAAAGUUGGUGUGUGCGAAAUUGUUCCUUUUCCCAGUUGAUUGCCGAAGGAAAAUCGUAGGAGAAGCGGUGCGAGGAAAAGACGAAAUCUAAACCCAAAGCAAGGAAAAUUUAGCCCCAAAAAGAUCAUCGUCGUAGUAACAGACACGACGACGACGACGACGACGACGGCUAGUACAUAAUCAUCGACCCUGGACACGGCGCGUGGGCGGGCAGUUAAUGAGAACAAUCAUCGACACCACCUCACCGACGACCCUUGUGUAAUAGUGUAAUAGCCGCCCGCAAUCUCCCAACCCCCCCUCCAGGAAGAGAAAUAUGAGCAAUGCUGUACGGAGGAGAGCCGGGUUCCCACAGUAAUUAAGUCAUCGCGCGCGCGUGAAUUAGCCGACUAAACGGAGAAGAUCGUGCGAUCGUGUCGUGCUGGACGCUCUGGACGAGUGAGAAUAGUGGAGGUUGUUGGGGUUUGUGUGGGCUUAUUCCAGUGACUGUGGGGUGUUGAGUAGAGUUUGGUCAAAAUUCUCGCCGCACUAGUAGCGACCGAAAUGGCUGCGCAGCCAGUUUGUACCCGGUUUUCGGACAAUUACGAUAUCAAGGAAGAGCUGGGCAAGGGGGCGUUCUCGAUCGUGAAGCGAUGCGUACAGAAGUCGACGGGGUUUGAGUUUGCGGCCAAAAUCAUCAACACAAAGAAGCUCACGUCGCGGGACUUUCAAAAGUUGGAACGGGAGGCGCGGAUAUGCCGCAAGCUGCAGCACCCGAACAUCGUCCGGCUACACGACAGUAUUCAGGAGGAGAACUAUCAUUACCUGGUGUUUGAUCUGGUGACCGGUGGUGAGCUGUUUGAGGAUAUUGUGGCCCGUGAGUUCUACUCGGAGGCGGACGCGUCCCACUGUAUACAGCAGAUCCUGGAGUCUGUGAACCACUGCCACCACAAUGGAGUCGUGCAUCGAGAUCUGAAGCCGGAGAAUCUGCUGCUGGCGAGCAAGGCCAAGGGUGCGGCGGUCAAGCUGGCCGACUUUGGGCUGGCCAUCGAGGUCCAGGGUGACCAGCAGGCAUGGUUCGGAUUCGCCGGCACGCCCGGCUACCUGUCGCCGGAGGUGCUCAAAAAGGAACCGUACGGCAAGGCCGUCGACAUCUGGGCCUGCGGCGUUAUCCUGUACAUUCUACUCGUAGGUUAUCCGCCCUUCUGGGACGAGGACCAGCACCGGCUGUACGUGCAGAUCAAGGCCGGCACGUACGACUACCCCUCCCCCGAGUGGGACACGGUUACGCCCGAGGCGAAAAACCUCAUCAACCAAAUGUUAACAGUUAACCCCUACAAGCGAAUCACCGCCGCCGAAGCACUGAAGCACCCCUGGAUCUGCCAGCGCGAGCGCGUUGCCUCCGUCGUGCACCGACAGGAAACGGUCGACUGCUUGAAGAAGUUCAACGCCCGGCGCAAGCUCAAGGGCGCCAUCCUGACCACGAUGCUCGCCACCCGCAACUUCUCCAGCAAGAGCAUAAUGGCCAAAAAGGGCGACGGCUCCCAGGUCAAAGAGUCCACCGACUCGUCCAGCACCACCGUCGAGGACGACGACUGCAAGGCGCGCCGCCAGGAGAUCAUCAAGAUCACCGAACAGCUCAUCGAGGCCAUCAACAACGGGGACUUUGAGACGUACACCAAGAUCUGCGACCCGCACCUGACCGCGUUCGAGCCGGAAGCCCUCGGCAACCUGAUCGAGGGCAUGGACUUUCACAAGUUCAACUUCGAGAACGUGCUCGGCAAGAGCAACAAGGCCAUCAACACGACGAUCCUGAACCCGCACGUGCACAUCUUCGGCGAGGACACCGCCUGCAUCGCGUACGUCCGGCUCACGCAGUACGUCGACAAGCAGGGACACCCGCACACGGUGCAAACCGAGGAGACCCGGGUAUGGCACAAAAAGGACAACAAGUGGCAGAACGUGCACUUCCACGGUAGCCGCAACGGCAGCUUCAGCAACACCGCGACGCAGUACGACUUUGUGAACCACAAGUAAGCGGGCGGCUGGCGUGAAACUUAAGAGAGAAAAAAAAUCAGAAAGAAAUAUGCUUGUUCGUUACAAAUAACUUAAUAAAGAAAAACACACUAGUUUAACGAUUCUAAUAUCAUUGUAACCAAAAAAAACCGCAGUAAUGGCAAAGCGGCGCGGCGUCUCAAAACUAUUGUGAGCGGAAAGGAGUCAUUCGUGGGCGCUUAGCUUAAAUUUUAAGCCAAUAACGCCUGAAUGCAUGCUUCUUCAUGACAAUGAAUUCAGGCGUUUAUUGUUGCUUGUUCAUUUGACAGAUUGACUGAUUGACAGACUACUUACUCUGAUUUUUUGCCAGGUUUACCGCUCCAACUUCACUAGUACUUACCGGUAAUUCUGCAUGUCUUCAAAUUCUCUUCAAAAAGAGCAACAAGUACCUCAACGCUGAAGUCCGUAAUUGAGAGCAGUUGUUCUCGAGAGCAGUUGUUUUGGCGUUUAUUUUUGACAGGUUAGCUGAAAUCUGGAGCGAAUAACGCCAAAAUUCAUACUGUUUGAAUGGAUUGAAGUCCGUUGUUGAUUAAAACUAGUAACGUAAGAUUUGCACCUUUUCGAAUAACAAACUUCCGAUAUUAUUCUGGUUCUUAGCGUACAAUUUGAUAAACUUAAUUCAAAAGCUACCCUAAAUAAACAUGAAUUUGAAAAACUAGGAUUGCACAUUUGGCAGAAAAUCCACUGGCACGUGUUGUCUUUCCCGUUGAUGUCAUGGGUUGCUAAGGUGGGGUCGCAUCUUUCAGAUUAAUCAGCAUAGUGAAAGCUUGACUGGUAGACAGAACACUUCCCGUGACUUUCCGCAAUGUUGACUCACUUUUAAUAAGUACUUACCAGACAUGCAGCAAUCUUCAAGAAAAUGUCAAAACAAACAAGUAGGCGGUUGCUCUCAUUGGCCUCAACCAAUGAAGUGGAUUCCGAAAUCCAUGUGUUCACAAAACCUGUGACUUUCAAUUGUGACAGCUGAAAUCUGGAGUCCAUAACGCCUGAAUUUAUACUACUGAAACUCUUUCAGAUGUGUGUUGUUGAUUUCUAUUGACAGAUUGGCUGAUUGACAAAUAGCUUACCUUGACGUUUCUCAGCUUUGCCUCUCGAAUUACACAAGUACUUACCAGAAAUUCAGAAAUCUUGAGGCAAAUAUCAAAAAACAAGCAAUGAGUGCCUCAACACUCAUGCGCAGUUGAAGAUGUUUAUUCUCUUGAUCUCAACCAAUUUUCGAUUUAAAAAAACGACCUCUGUAUCAUCGAGGGCAGUUGUUUUCAUGAGCAAAAUUACAAUAAUUUUGAUAACAAAACCAACUUGAUCUAAACAUCACGAAUGACAGUUUUCCGCCAACAAUAGUCGAAAUUUGAAAAACCGCGCACCGCAAAAAAAUCAAUCCGAGAGACGUGAAGCUUUUAAAUACAAAAACACUCCCAAAAAGAAGCAGCAAAACUGUAACUGGAAAAAACCAACUAAUUGCGCGCACUUGAGCAAGAAGCGUAUUUUCCUAGAAAGUAUGUUGAACAAUUUUAAGCAACAAAAAAAAAGAAGAAGAAAAGAAACACACACUCACACACAUUGAACAACAACACAUUUUUUGUCGGUGAAAGAUCGGAUCUCUUUAAAAAGAAAAACAAAAAAAAAAGGUUUGAAGAGAGAGAAGAGAAAACCUAUUGAAGUGGAGUAUAAACAACCAAGUUUUGCAAUUUUUUAUGAAACAAAUUCAAAGAAAACAAGCAAAGAACGGCGUUCUAGGGUUAUAUAAAAGUUAUUAAUGAGACAACAAGAAAAAAAUGAAGGAAAGCAUGUUUAAAGCAUCAAAUUUCACUCACACAGUGACAGUUUCGUAACUCUCCCGUUUUUUCCAAGUAUAUAUUUCUCAAGUUCUCUCUAUUAUUCAUGUUUUAAAGAAACAAAACGAAAAAAAUAAAAAGAACCUAAAUCAAGUAUUCAAGGUGCGAAUAAGACGAAGAAAAAGCAAAACAACAACAACAACCAAAAAAAACCAAUCAAGUGGCACUCACUCACACUCACGCACGCAAAUCUACUACUACUGCUAAAAAAAAAACAAAUUGUGCUCGUCAACAACCUUGACAAAAACUUCGACUAAAGCGCCAACGCGAGCGACAGGCUCUCUGUCAUAUUCUCUCUCUCUUUUUCUAGAACACUUAACAAACAAUCCAGCAAAACAAAAGAGAGAACGCAAUAAAACAAAUUUAUUACAAAAGAAUAAAAAAACGCAUAACUAUCGUUAGUGCUGUGCUAUUCGAAAGAAUAUUAAAAACAUAGAGAAAACCAAAAAGUGAAAAGACAAAGAAGAAAUCACGAACACACACACACUAACAUACAGUAACAACAGCGUGCCGAUUAGUUGUAUGUAGUGAGUGCGAGCCUAAAACAAUAGACGCAGCAGCAGCAUCAACAACCACACUUACACACACAACUCACAAAUACACACACUCAGACAAAAGUUGCUGAAAAAUAGUAAAAGAGAAAGAAAAGAGAGGUUGAAGGGGCUUAAAAACGUCGCAUCUAUGCUCUAAAUCGUCGCCAUAUUAGAUAGAAAACGUUUAUACACAUACUUAAAGGAAGGAAGAAAGGGAAACGUCACCUAAAAGAAAUAUUUUACACACAACACAGACACACACGCGCGCAUUCUUGUAACAUACGGCAACAUCACCAACAGCAAAAGAACACACACACAAACGUCACGCGCGUCACAAUUGUUCACCUCUUUUUAAGUCACGUGUGUUCGGGCUAAAUAUCGACCAUCUCUCUUACUACCUACUCUCUGUAUAGUUUGUUGGUUCGUGUAGUGUGGAAACAAAAAAAAAACAAGAGUUCCGGGUUCGAAACCCGGUGAUUGACCAAAUUUAGGCUAGAUUUUGAACGAAGACUGCGACUGAUUUGUUUGAAGCUGCGGAAGACAAUUGUUUGCGUGUGGUUUCGCAAUCCUGCGCCGAAACGGGGAGUGGGCGCCACUUGUCAGUUUGACAGCUGUCAGCUUGACAGUGGUGACGCGGCGCUGACAUUUCUAAAAGUGCCAUUGUUUUUUGCAUUCAAACUUUUCGGCACCCUCCGAAAACGUCAAACGAGUCCAGAGCUGCUGCCGGAUCUUAUUCCGGAUCUCUUCCGGAAAAUGUCCGAUGACGCAUUGUUUAGAUUGGCGUUGAAGAGUAGAGUCGAAAAAUGUAAACAAAGCACUUCUUGCAUCAGCUGAUGCACGAAGUGAUUUGUUUACCCUUUUUCGGCACCCUCAGCAAACGACAAACCAUACAAAAUUGUUGCCGGAUCUUUUCUGAAGAGAUACGGAAAAAGAUCCGGCAGCAAUUUGUACUGAUUUGACGAUUGCCGAGGAUGCCGAAAAGUUUGUUGUUACUGUUUGCAAAAGACAUUCAACGCUGUUUGAAAAGUUGGCGUCUAACUGUCAGCUUGACAGCGACAGCUGUCAAUUUGACAGCUACCCCAAUGAGCCACACUGGCGUAAAUCAACGUGUUGAAUUUCAACGCUUUAAAUUUGAAUCUGACAAUGCCGCGUACAAAUCGAUUCCAAUUUGCCAGAACCGGAAGCCGUUCAGCGUCAACUUUUGAACUUUGGCUCGCGGCAACAAGUUUUGCCUAUUCAUGAGCUCGUUUGAUUUUUAAAUUGCGCCUCUCUCCUCGUGGAUUUAAGGAGAUUCCCCCACCAGAAACCACACCGCACACACACAGACACAGAUCGAUGUUGCAUCCCCCUUGUAGCGUCGACGGAAUAAAGAAACGUAGGAAAUCCGGAUGAGGAGGGCAGGGGUAACGUUUUGACCUUAUUCUUCCGCAAAGAGCUUUCAGCCAUAUUUGACAGUUUAGUUCGCCUCGUUCCCUUACUAACAAAUCCCUUGAAAAGGAGCAAAAAAAAAAACAAAUCGGUCCUACUAAAUAUACACAAAUCGUAGCGCGGAAAAAGAAGAAUAUCAAAAAGAUUAAACGACGCUUGACAGCUGGGAAAAACAAGCAAGAAAAGAUGUAAAAUCAAAGCGAUAGGAGGAGAUCAUCGAAGCGAGGGCUUGGAGAAACAUAACCAACAAAAACAAAACAAAGCAACCCUAGACAAACAGUAUCAAUCAAGGAAGAAGCGGCGGGUCUUUGUGUCCCUUUUUUUCUCUCCCAAACCAUUGUACGUCGCCGAGUUGAGGUUAUGGCCCGGGUUGAUCCAACCAAAUCCUGCCCCAAAUUUGCUCGAAUCAUCAUUAUCGUCGUCGUUGCAACCAAUAUUAGUCUGCUCAGCACGCUGGAGAGGACACUUUUAUGUGACAUGUACGUACACGGUGGCAGGGGGCGAACGGGGAGGCCCAUAAACCCCCAACGUUCUUCGCAGCCUACUGCGAUGCGGUCCCUUCGCCUUCGCCCCCCCUCCUCACCGAAUGAUGGUCAGUUCAAAUUUCCUGCACGGUUAGAAAAUGUCCACCCUGUUUGACAGCUCUUCUUCGCAAACUUGUGCCGCAGAACGCAGAAGGUUGUGUGUGCAAUUCAAUUAUCCUGACGGGGACCGACCUGGUGCAGGGCACCGCCACACAAUCCGGAUAUGAUUAGGUCCGGUCGGGUGAUUGGAACGGACCUUUCUGGUCAGCGGACUCCGCUUUUUGAACGGCAGCCAUUUUGCUAGUCGUGUCACCCCUCGCGCAGCGUUUUUGACAGUUGAGAGACCGUGCUGCCAGUUUUUCGUUUUCAAUUGGAACGGGGGGUAGCUCAAACGAAAAUUCCGACGGAUUAGGAGUGUAGAGGGUAGGACGAUCUAAUCAAGUGUCAAGCUCAGAUUGAACAUGAUAAAUAUUGGCAGAAUGUCGUCGUCAUCGUUCGGAGGAACGGUCCAGCCGGCCGCCGCCGGCUGGGAUGAGUGAUGACAAGGAUGAAGGCAGAAGGAAGAGACUCCGGAUGAUGAAGAAGUAAAUAAGUUAACGAGUAUUGACGGAAUUCAAUGAUAUCGCCGACGGUGCGUCGUCGUUCGGUUCGAUUCGGUAGGAAAAGCAAAACGAAGAAAAAGAAGAAGUUAUCAAAGAAGUGCUCCCAGUUUAAGAAUUUAUAAUCGAGAGCCGUCGUCGAUUUCCCGGGAAACUUCGGAUGAAUAUCAAUCUUAAGUAGCCAAGUCGGCUUGGGAAAAACAGCCGAGGACGGAAGCCAGGACACCAGGACGGGCCUAAAUCAAAUUUUAAUGGUGUCAAAUCACGUGGCAAAGGAUGGACGAAAAAAAGGAAUCGACACUCACCUCUUCCUCGCCGGAACUUGGUGACCGAGGUCGCGCUGGCUUCUCCCUCCUGCUGCUGUGAGCGCCAUAUCCGCGGGACCAUAAAUGAUUUAUGUUUCCUCUCGAGAGUCCGGGGACACCAAAAAAAAAACGGAUAUCUUCGCAAGACAGCGCCACGCCGGGUCACAGCUGCGUGAGUCACCAACCGACCGACCAGCAGGACCAUAAAUUUUCCCCCGGGGGGCUCAACCAGCCACGACGACGACGACGACGACGACGGGAAAAGAACAAACUUUGCCUCGUGGGGUCGAACACGGCUAUUCCAUUAAAGCUGUUGGGUUGGACCGUCCCAGACAACGUGGCGGGAUUGGUGAAGGUUCUUGGGUUUGUGUUGUGCUUUUUUUUUCGCGUGCACUGGCAGUGCGAGGUACAUCGUCGUAAACAAUACCGCCGGUUGGUCGUUUCACGCAAAAUUGAAUUGAAAAUUGGUGUUGACUGCGCUGGUGCGAUUGGGGUGGGAGUUGUUCCGGGUUGGGUUGGGGUCUGUAAGAGGAGAAAAGAAGGGGAAAACACUAGAUAAAUAUCGAUGGAGGAUUUACUUUGCGGGAUGGAAAUUUUUUAAAAAAAAAACUGGACUUAAAGUUGCAUUUGAAAUUAAAGUUGAAUUCAAAGAUUGGAAACAGAUUGCUCAAGAUUCUUUCCUUCACUCGCAAGCAAAAAUCGGACACGACGCAAAUCUGCUCUCAUGAACUCCUACCAUUUGUCACAAUAACAUCAAUCACUACUGAAUACUCUCUCUUCAACUCUUCCUCUCUUACUAUAAUCGGUUGGUUUGCGAUUGGCUCAGACAGGAUCGCGAUUUUUUUCUGUUUACACAACAUCAAAGCCACAUUUGACAGCAACUUCAACUUUUAAAAAAUCAAAUUGACGGCCACAGUGGUGGUGCAGGCCAAGCUCCUCUCUGAGCAUGCUCGUCAGUGUGAGUGUCGGGCGGCGAGCGAAGUAGGCCAUGCGAUCCACGAAGCAUUUGAAUAGCUGUGUGAAGCGAUCGGACCAAUCACUGACUGAUGCUUGCGAAUCAUGGUAGCUCACGAUCGAUUGCGGCAGGAAGAUUCGAGCGAUUUGAUCGGAAAUUAGUGAGUGAUUUCUGAUUUUUCGAGUUCAGUGUUUUGGACGUCUAAUUUUUACUGCUUUAAAAAUUUUCAGGGAAACGGGAAAAAACAUUUUUGAAAUCCCGGAAAUUCCCGGGAAUCUGCGCAGUUGAUUUUGACACUAAAAUCGAACACUAAAUUUGCAAAACAAGUUGAGAGCUACAAUAUUCAAACAUGCUUGAUUGAAAAGAAAACUGAAAAACGAGUCAUAUUAACUCAAGAUUUUGAAUAAAAUUUACUGAAUCAAAAUUUGCCCAGAUCAAAGUGUAUUUGGAUGAAUAUUUGAAUAAAAAAUAUUCAUAUUUGGGAAGGGUUCAUUCAAAUAAAAUUGAUUGAUAAUAUACCCUAAUUUGAGUUAUGGAAUGGGUAGAUUCAUUUCCAGUAAAAAAAUCAUGGCAAUUUUACAUCAGGGAAGGGGUAAAUUUUAUAUGCCAGAAAAAUGUGUAACUUUACCUCUAAAAAUGUGUAAUUUUACCACUUUUCGAGUGAAAUAUAACUUUUUAUAGUCUAAAUGGAAGUAAAAUUACAUCAGAAAGAGGAUAUAUUCAACCUUCUAGAAUAACACAUACAAAAGUUAAACAAUUUUUUACUGUGUAGAAAACCAAUUGACAAAUUUUAAGAUAUCCUAGAUCUACAGGAACAAGUCUGGAGUUUUUUUUUUUGAAAAGGUCCAAUAAACCAAAUUUUCAGUUUUUGCUUUUUGGGUGUUUUUUAAUACCCCUGAUUCAAUGGGGUUUCAAAAACACCCGAAAAGCAAAAACUAUAAAUUUGGUUUAUUGGACCUUUUCAAAAAAACUCCAGAAGUUGAAGUAUCAUAUCAAAACUCCAUUAUUUCCACUCAUUUUUCGUCAAAACUACAUAGUUAAAAAUACACAGUAAAAAAUAAUUUAAUUAUUGCAGGUGUAAUUUUGGAAGGUUAAAUAUUACCUCUUUUAUGAUGUAAUUUUACCUAAAUUUAGACUGAAAAAGUGACAUUACAGCAGAAAAGUGUUAAAAUUACUCAUAAAAGAUGUAUCCUUUCCAGAUGUAAUAUUACCACGAUUUUUUUACUGUGUAUGUAAACAUGGAAGGUAUGAAAUUAGUAAGUUUAAUAUAACCUCUUUUAUGAUGUAAUUUUACACUAAUUAUAGUGCAAGAAUUAAAAUAACACAUAAUCAGAGGUAAAAUAGAAUAAAAAUAUUACACAUUUUUUGAAAAAAGACAUUUGGGGAUGGCUACAAUUUCCUCUGAACUAUUGACAGAAAAGAUGUACCCAAUCCAUGAUGUAAUUUUUAUCUCAGGAAAUGUGCAAUAUAACACAAUUUGUGUAUUUUUACCUGUUAUAAUGUGUAAUCUAUUUAUUUUUAACUAUGAAAAAGAGGUUACAUAAAACCAUUCAAAUUCACAAUUUUUUUGCUGUGUAACUAAACUACACAUAAAAAUACGUGUGAAUUUACUCGACACGGAAUUAUGCAUCACAUAUAAACUCGGUUCAAAUUCACUGUAAUUGGAGCCUGACAUUUCAAAAGGGCACAAAACUUUUGUAAACAAUUGUGUAUCCCUUUCACUCAAAUGACAGUUUGCAUAAGGCGUGAGAGGGAUACACUCUUGUUUGCAAAAGUUGUGUGCCCUAAUGAAAUGGAAAGCGCGAAUUGUCUGAAUCACACGUAGAGUCAUAUUUCCACGUAUGGUUUGUUUCAAAUUUACAUCAAACUGCAUGACAAAUUUAAAUGUUUAUCGACGUGCAAAAGAUUUACAUCAUUUAUGAGUAACAUUCGGAUUUGUUUUUUUUUCUGUGUUAACCUUCUCAACAGUAAGUUACACAGGUAGAACAAAUAAUGAUAAAAUCUGGGAAUUUGAGCGAAUUUUUGUAUCAUAAAAAAAUGUGUAACAUUGUAUAAAUAAAUUUUACAAGUUUUUGUGGAAUUUAACUUAAUUCACAUAAAUUGAGGUAAAAUUACAACCGAAGAGAAGUAAUAUUCAACCAUCACCAUCAUAACCUCUGCUCGAGAUUUCGUAAAUGGCUAUAAAAAUGCUGGGAAAAUCAAUUCAAUUUUCAAUGACAAGCCCCCAAAAAAAAGAGUAAAAAAAUGAUUCAAAACUCAGAGUUGAAUAUUCUAGAAGAACGAACGUGUUUUCCACAUAAUUGACGUAAAAUUACAUCACAUUGCACGAUUGCAAAUUCUUCAAAAUUUACCUUGAUUUAAGUUCAUCCUCACUCUGGUGAAAUUCAUCGCAGACAAGGUAAAAAAAUGUAACGAACGAGAAUGUUAACUGCUUUUGUGUCAGAAAAAAAUGUGCAUUACUUCCUCUGCAAAUGUGUAAAUUUACAUCCAGUAAUAUUGAGCCCUCCGUUUACCUUCUAAAUUAAGGUAACCUAAAUUUUUUUUCUGCUUUGUAGAAAAAAACACAAUGCAAAAAAGUUGAAUUUUGGAAGGUUGAAAAUGAAAUGUUUGAAAAAGUCCUUCUUUUUUGUGUAAAUUUACCUGAAUUAAUGCGUCAAAAAGUGAACUUCAAGAGAAUCUAAAGGAAAUUUUGCCAGGUGCUGAUGUUAAAUUGCACUUCUUUUACGCAAUUUUUUUCAAGAAUUCAAACACAGUCACUUGACUCUCGUCAGAAAAAAAACAUUCGCACAAAGCACGUUCGUUUGGCAUUCUAUCGAAAUUCCGAUCACCUUUCCAAGGACUGCAUUCAAAUGAUUGCUGUCACCACGCACGAGCAACAAAGAGAGAGAUUGAGAGAGAAAGUAAGUGAGAGAAUAUGCCCUCGUGCCGGGCGGCUGCUUGAGUGCUGAGCACGGUUGCGUUCGUUUCGACUUUGUGUGCGUUCAUUGACGGUCGCUUUGAAAUGACGAUCAUGGCAGGCGCUGCAAUUUGAGCGUUCAAAUAUGGAGUACGAUAGCUGACUAAAGGCACUUUCAAGUGUCGCUCAGUCACUGUCAAUGUCAAACCCUGCUUGUAUGUGAUGAAUAAAAAAAUAAACCAACAUAAACUUGUUGGAGUUAAAAAUGACGUACAUUCAGAUGUUGAAGAAAUGGUGGAAAAUUGAUCAAGCUUGAGUUCAUCACUGUUGAAUUGAGUUUAACUUUACAGUGACUUAGAAUGAACAUAACUCUUUGGAAUUUGGUUCACUAUCAGUGUUGCUAGAAAUUUUUAGAUUUUCAACCAAUCAAAAUGGAGACGCCCGGUGCCCCCUCCAAACUUAAUGAAGCAUUCAAAGUUGAUAUCUCCUUAUCGAAUAUCGAGCCGCAAGAGUUUGCGAACGUAAUAAAUUACGUUCCCCCCUCCUCUCACUCGAUUUAUGAAAACGAGACUACAACAAAUUGUCCCCUCUUCCCCAGCCCCAUUUUGUUCCAUCCCUUCCGGCGCAAACUACCGGGAAACAACUCGAAACCUUGUCCUCCCCACCCCUUAAACCAACCAUCUUAAAAUUGAUUACCUCGCCGCCCCCCCGUUGAUCCCUGCGACGACGCAAAAUGAUUGAUUUUUCAAGGGUUUACUCGAAAAUCCAAUAUCGCUAGCCCGCGAGCAACUCCCUCUCUAUCUCUGAACAACUCGACGACGACGACGACGACGACUGACAUUAAUAAAUCGCUGCCGCGGUUCACCACCUUUCCACCGCCACACUGAAGAAAGUUUGGAGUUUGAAAAUUUGUUUGAGGUAGAAAAAGCUUUAAUACCGAAAAAUGUUAAAAGACCACAAAUCACAGACUGAUUGCCACCAAGACAAGUUUUUGAAUCGAAUUAUCUAGUUUAUGCGUGUAGAAAACAAAAGUUUCUUUUAAAAAAAAAAACAAUAAAAUUGGCAUCACUGCAAAGCAUUGCGAGAGGCUGCUCUCGCGCUUGCCGCUCUCUCUGCUUUGCACUCUCUCCUUUUUGUGCGACACUCCGCACGCAGUGACGUCACGAGUUGACAUCUUUCGCAGCAGAAGCGCGCGUGAGCGCGAGAAAAGUCUAGCAAAAGUCUGCAAGCGCGCGCGUGCAGAUCUUUCGGCUAACUACUACCAAGGGUACGACAACGAUAAAAACAAAUCGAUUCGCGCUUGCGACCGGGGGCAAGUUACGUCAGUUUAGUUGGAUGACUUUUUUUGUUACUUCGUGCGUGACAAAAAAAAUCAGAAUGAGCCUGCAAGAACCGUGCAAAAUGACCGCCAGGGGGGUCAGAACACGCCGGAGAAGGUGCAUUUGAAAAAUUUAGAGCAAAUUGCGGCCGACGAUUUAAAUUUUAAAUGACAACAUUACACACACGUGUGUCUGUCCGCUACCUUCACAAACAAAUGGGAUGGAAGGGGAGAAAAAAAACGACCCCAGGAAUAAUUCCCCGUGAUUACCAGGUGCAAUAACAUUGGAAGUCGGCAAAAUGGCACGACUUGGUCGUCCACGUUCUAUGUUCUAUUCUUAGCCGGACAGGUGCUCUCGCAUUUAAAUAAUGCAUGGGUGGAGAGAAAGGAGGAGGUUCGAUUUGUUGUGUAACUUUGUGAUGGGUUUUCUAGGCGCGCGCGCGCACAGACAAAUGAAGUUUGCUGGCAGCACUGCCGAUUAGGAAUUUAGCGCAAAGUGAGUCAUCUUCAAAGGGGAAAUUUAAUUGGAUGCAAUCUUGCAUGAAAUUAUCGAAUCGAAAUUGGCGCUAGAGUGCACUGGUGUGCAAUAAUUGCAGAGCGUGUUAGUGUUGGCUUGAAAAAACAGAUGGCGACGUGGCUUGGAAAUUAAUUCCAACAGUAAUGUGAAAAAAAUUCAAUUUCCCAUGGGCAGAUGUUGUAAAAUUACGCUGCGACGAUAAUCGAAUUUUCAACAGGGGUUAUUCCCGGAAAACCGCCAAUAAAUUACGUACAAUUCGUUUGUCUGUGAAGUUCCGCAAAUGGCCCUUUUCUCGUCAACUCCCAAUGAUCGUAAAACCAUUCGGUUUAACGAAACGAAGAACGAAUGCUGCUAACUUUUAUGGCCGCCAAAACAAUAAAUAUGGCUACCGCUCACGCGUGUACAAGGAAAACACAGUCACACACACACACACAUACUCACAACAACAACUCUACAAAAUGGCAACGAACGAAUAACAACCAAAAACCAAAUAACAAUCAGAAACAGUAUAGAGAAUGUGCCAAACGAUACACAUGGUUAUUGUUUAUGCCCUCAUCCCUUUCCCCCUUUCCCCCCUCUCUCUUUUCACUUCAUUACACCUUUGUUUGUGUGUGUGUGUGCCCUUAAGGUCGAUUUGCUGCCCGUUUCACCUUAACCCCGACCAUGAAAACCAAAACCAUAAAAAAUAACCCCUUUUCCGAUAAUCGUGUGUCAUGAAUAGUGUUUUCAUGGCAAAGUGACAGCCGGGAACUUGUCACACUCACACACACACACAUAGAGCGCAGUAGGCUGUACGCGAGAGAGCGCGCAUUUGUUUUGUUAUUGUUACCGCUAUUGUUUUUGUUUACCUUAAAAAAGGCGAAUUUUGCUUUUUGCCAACUUAAUUCUUUAAACUGUUUUAGUCUAAUGAUGUCACUUUGACAGAGCUUUACGUUUAUUGUUGAUCGAAACGAAAGUAUCACGCUGGAAACGGAAACGAAAAGUAAACAAAACAACAUUACACAAACACAUGUGUCGUGAUGAACGAGUAAGAAUGUAAACAAAACAAAACUAAUAGUGCACCACUUAUAAUUCUCCAUUGUUCGCACUUUUCCUCCCUUUGAAAAAAAAACAAAACAAAAGCUCUUAAUAUACACUCAUACAAAACACAGCGCGGCAGCGCUCGCAUCCCCUCACACUAACACAAUCACAAAAAGAAGAGAAAACAACUUUUUUCCUCACCGCAGUAAAAUAUAAAGUAAUGAAAAAUCCCUCCUCUAAGAAUUUAACAAGCAAGCAAGCACGGGAAAACGUCAAAUCAACCGCAAAACCAACUUAAACCUGCUGAACGAAAGAAAAAAAAACAGAAACGGUAAUGCAAAAGAUCUCUUAAAUAAAUAUAUUUUUGAAUAUUCGUUUUUGACCUUGUACGAGAUGGAAUCACUUGUUAUUAUAUGCAGUUAAACAACAAACCCCAACCAAACAAACAAAGAAAACGAGAGGCGCCCUCAACAAGAGUUAACUCACACAUCAAUCAGUAGGCGCAGACAUUCACUCUCUCACCAAUACAUUCAAACAGACUCACCCACAAUUUACGCAAAGCAGCUGUCUCUCUUUCUCUUGAUUAUUCAAUCGUGUUUGAAGAAGAAAAGUUACUCACACUGACAUGCUAACACACACACACUAACACAUUCAACACACACACAAACACACACUUUUUCCCGUCGUAUUUUAUCCUUUUUAAAACAAUGAAAACUUUAAAGAAAUCGAAUUGUCGUUCUCGCAACGCAUCGCGCAGAGAAAGAAAGAAAAAAACAAAGUAACCCAAGAUUGAAUUUAUUGAAACUUUAAAUCAAAUUUAAGCAACCCAAGGUGGAAACUGUUGAGAGACGAAAGAAAGAAAAGAAAAAAAAGUAUAAACACAAAUUACAUCUAGCAUUUUUUUUAUUUUUAAACGUGACCAUAUAUAACAAGUAACAACACUAAAAAAAGAAUAUUUAUAUGUAAAAGUGCGUGCAUUUGUAUUUGUAUUUUGUCUCUUUGAAUGAAAAAAAAAAUCUUAAAUAAUAUAAAGCAAAACCACACACUCACACACACACAGAUAGAAAUCAGAAUUGUGAAAAUAAAAAAAACUAUUUAAAGCAGAAGGCGAAAGUGCAGAAGAGAGCGCAGAGUGGUGUAACUAGUGAAAUACCAAAAAAAGAUAAAAUAAUUCAGAAGAAUCAGCAAAUAAACAACCAUACAAACACAAAAACACACACAGACACAUUCUCUCUAUCUUUCAUCGUAAGCAUAACAUAGACGAAAAAAAAGUAAAACAAUGGAAUAGAAACAAAAGUAAAACAAGCAAAACCAAACAAAUGAAAAAAAAAAACAAGAAAUCACCCUCAUGAAAGCAAAAACCCACAUUAAAAAUCACACAACCACACAGCAAACAUGCCCAUUUACCCCAAAGUGUGUGUGAACGUGAAAAUCAAGCAAAAACAAAAACAGAAAUCUCGCAAUUUUAGCAAUGACCUACAACAACACACACGCAAAAAAAAGAAACAUCAGUAACGAAGCAAAACAACAUCAGCACACACCGAAACACACACACACAUCAGAUGGGAGGGAGAAGAAGGAAGGUUAAAAACGGGCGAAUCGAGUGAGUAAACAAACAACAACAACAACAAGCGAGCAUAUAAUGUCGGAGCAAACAAAAGCAAAAUAAAAAAAAAUAAGUGUGGAAAUGUGGGAAAAGAAAGAAAGCAAAAAGAAGAUGAGGAAACAUAACAAGAGCAAACAAAAACUGAAAAUCUCAGAUCACUUAAGGACGAAUAGUCAACACACACACACACACAUACAUACACACACACAUAAUAUUAAAUUUAAUAUUAAAUUAUAUAUAAACAUGGAAGGAAAAAAAAAACAAAGAAAAAAGCAAGAAAAUGCAGAAAAUAUUUAAGAGUAAAUUGUUUAAUCUAGUCUUCAAAGGUAAUUAAAAUUAAAGUAAAA
Molecule: messenger RNA, 16361 nt
Organism: Culex quinquefasciatus (southern house mosquito)
Lineage: Eukaryota; Metazoa; Arthropoda; Insecta; Diptera; Culicidae
Gene: CaMKII
Product: calcium/calmodulin-dependent protein kinase type II alpha chain
Exons: 4
Coding region: 988-2460 (490 amino acids)
Biological process (GO): protein phosphorylation
Cellular component (GO): cytoplasm; neuron projection
Molecular function (GO): ATP binding; calmodulin binding; calcium/calmodulin-dependent protein kinase activity
Source: RefSeq, a predicted model, not a curated record